AGGCGCGGAGCCGCCCCAGCCGUCCUGCCGCCCUCCGCGCGGGCCGGCCGUCCCCUCGGGGCCCCCGGGCCCAGGGCCCGCGGCUCUGGGGGGCGGGCGGGGACCCCCGGGGCCCGCCUGCCACUAGGAGGACCGAGAACUCCGACCGUGGGGCGCCGAGGAGCGGCCGCGGUCCCCCGAGAGUCGCGCCCUGCUCCGGAAGCCGGGCCCUGCGCGCCAUGGGGCCGGGGCGGCGGCCGGGGUCGGGGCCGGGGGUGCCCGCGGGCAGCGGCGCUCGUGGGCAGCGCCGUGUGGCGCGCGGGGGGCUGGCCCUGGGGGCGCGCCGUCGGGGUGGACUGCAGCGCCCCCGAGCCGCGCUGCCUCUGGCUGCCCUGCCUCGGUCGCGGCGACCGCCACGCGCCCGGGUCGCGGCGGGCCAGGCUGCCCCUGGGCCCGAGAGAUGGGUGCUCUCCUGGGCGCCCCCUCCCCUGGCAGGGGCCGCGGACACUGCUGCUGCACAAAAGUCUCCAGGAUGGCUUUGGCUUCACCCUGCGCCACUUCAUCGUGUACCCGCCCGAGUCCGCCGUGCACUGCAGCCUGAAGGAGGAAGAGAAUGGAGGCCGAGGAGGAGGACCCUCCCCCCGGCACCGCCUGGAGCCCAUGGAUACCAUCUUUGUCAAGAAUGUGAAGGAUGAGGGCCCUGCCCACAGGGCGGGGCUUCGCACAGGAGACCGGCUGGUGAAGGUGAAUGGGGAAAGUGUCAUUGGGAAGACCUACUCCCAGGUCAUAGCUCUGAUCCAGAACAGCGAUGAUGCGCUGGAGCUCUCCAUCAUGCCCAGGGACGAGGACAUCCUCCAGCUGGCCUACUCGCAGGAUGCCUACCUGAAAGGGAACGAGCCGUAUUCUGGGGAGGCCCAGAGCAUCCCAGAGCCGCCCCCAAUCUGCUACCAUCGAAAGACGUACGCCCCGCCAGCCCGGGUCUCCACCUGGGCCAGUAUGGUGCCUGAGCCCCACUCAGCGCUGCCCAGUGACCCCCGGAGUCCUGCUGCCUGGAGUGACCCGGGGCCCCGUGUCCCAUCUACUGCCCGCACCCAUCUGGACAACCCUUCUUUGGGGAUGAGCCAGCCCCGCCCCAGCCCUGGUGCCUUCCCCCACCUUCCCUCAGAGCCCCGGACACCCCGUGCCUUCCCGGAGCCUGGCAGCCGGGUGCUCCCCAGCAAACUGGAGUGCCAGCAGGCCUUGUCACACUGGCUGUCCAACCAGGUACCCCGCAGGGCGGGGGAGAGACGGUGCCACGCCAUGCCCCCUCGGGUCCGCAGUGCCUCCCAGGACCGGUUAGAGGAUAUGACUGCCCGCCACCCGUGGCCCUGUUCCACCUCCCAGGGUGCCUUGAGCCAGCUGGGCCAGGAGGGCUGGCACCGAGCUCGCUCAGACGACUACCUGAGCCGGACCACCCACUCAGCUGAGGCGCUGGGGCCAGGGGCCCUGGUGUCACCCCGAUUCGAGCGCUGUGGCUGGACUUCCCAGCGUCCAUCGGCCCGCACUCCAGCCUGCCCGUCCAGAGACCUCUCCGGGCCCCAGGCUCCACCCCCACCUGGUCUGCAGGGCCUGGACGACAUGGGGUACAUUGGGUACCGGAGCUACAGCCCAUCAUUCCAGCGCCGGACUGGCCUCCUGCAUGCACUCUCCUUUCGGGACUCACCCUUUGGAGGACUGCCGACCUUCAACUUGGCCCAGUCCUCCGCACCGUUCCUACCAGAGGCCUCUGAACCACCCAGGGUUGUUCGGCCAGAACCCAGUACCCGGGCCCUGGAGCCUCCCGCCGAGGAUCGUCGAGAUGAGGUGGUCCUGAGGCAGAAGCCUCCAACAGGCCGCAAGGUGCAGCUUCCCCCUGCAAGACAGACGAACCGUGGAUUUGGUGACGAGUCCUCAGAGCCAGAGACCGGUGGGCGAGGGGAACGCCCGGGCAGGAAGGUGGCCCCUUUGACCACGACGGAAGACUCUCUGGCUUCCAUCCCCUUCAUCGAUGAGCCCACCAGCCCCAGCAUUGACCUACAAGCCAAGCACGUCCCCGCCUCUGCUGUGGUCUCCAGUGCCAUGAACUCGGCUCCCGUCCUGGGCACCAGCCCAUCCUCCCCAACCUUCACCUUUGCCCUCGGCCGCCAUUACUCCAAGGACUGCAGCAGCAUCAAGGCCGGCCGCCGCUCCUCCUACCUGCUGGCCAUCACCACGGAGCGCUCCAAGUCCUGCGAUGACGGGCUCAACACCUUCCGGGACGAGGGCAAGGCUCUCCGGCGCCUGCCAAACCGAGUACCCAGCCUGCGGAUGCUCCGAAGCUUCUUUACUGAUGGGUCCUUGGACAGCUGGGGCACUUCCGAAGAUGCUGACGCUCCUUCUAAGCGACAUUCAACCUCUGACCUCUCGGACACAACCUUCAGCGAUGUCAGGAGAGAAGGCUGGUUGUAUUAUAAGCAGGUCCUCACCAACAAGGGGAAGAAAGCGGGCGGCGGCCUGCGCCAGUGGAAGCGGGUGUAUGCCGCGCUGCGGGCGCGCUCCCUCUCGCUGAGCAAGGAGCGGCGGGAGCCCGGGCCGGCAGCAGCGGCGGGGGCGGCGGCCGUCGCAGGUGAGGACGAGGCGGCGCCCGUCUGCAUCGGCUCCUGCCUGGUGGACAUCUCCUACAGCGAGACCAAGAGGAGGCACGUGUUCCGGCUGACCACCGCUGACUUCUGUGAAUAUCUCUUUCAGGCUGAGGACCGGGAUGACAUGCUGGGCUGGAUCAGAGCGAUCCGAGAGAACAGCAGGGCCGAGGGCGAGGACCCCGGCUGUGCCAACCAAGCUCUGAUCAGCAAGAAGCUUAAUGAUUACCGAAAAGUGAGCCAUAGCUCUGGGCCCAAAGCUGAUUCCUCCCCAAAAGGCUCUCGGGGCCUGGGGGGCCUCAAGUCUGAGUUCCUCAAACAGAGUGCAGCACGUGGCAUCAGGACUCAGGACCAGCCUGCAGGGAGCAAGGAUGACAGUGUUGCUGCCCCCAAAAGCCCCUGGGGCAUCAACAUCAUCAAGAAGAAUAAGAAGGCAGCGCCCAGGGCAUUCGGGAUCCGGCUGGAGGAGUGCCAGCCAGCCACGGAGAACCAGCAUGUCCCCCUGAUCGUGGCUGCAUGCUGUCGCAUCGUGGAGGCACGAGGGCUGGAGUCCACGGGCAUUUACCGAGUGCCGGGCAACAACGCCGUGGUGUCCAGCCUGCAGGAGCAGCUCAACCGUGGGCCCGGUGACAUCAACCUGCAAGAUGAGCGCUGGCAAGACCUCAACGUGAUCAGCAGCCUGCUUAAGUCCUUCUUCCGAAAGCUACCUGAGCCUCUUUUCACUGAUGACAAAUACAACGACUUCAUCGAAGCCAAUCGCAUCGAAGACUCGAGGGAGCGGUUGAAAACGCUGCGGAAACUGAUCAGGGACCUCCCAGGACACUACUAUGAAACACUGAAAUUCCUCGUGGGCCAUCUGAAGACCAUUGCUGACCACUCGGAGAAAAACAAGAUGGAGCCCCGGAACCUGGCCCUGGUCUUCGGGCCGACGCUGGUGAGGACGUCGGAGGACAACAUGGCUGACAUGGUGACCCACAUGCCUGACCGAUACAAGAUCGUGGAGACGCUGAUCCAGCAUUCAGACUGGUUCUUCAGUGAUGACGAGGACAAGGGCGAGAGAACCCCUGUGGACGACAAGGAGCCGCAGUCAGUGCCCAACAUUGAGUAUCUCCUGCCCAACAUCGGCAGGACCGUGCCCCCUGGGGACCCAGGUCCGGAUUCCACCACCUGUAGUUCAGCCAAGUCCAAGGGCUCGUGGGCCCCCAAGAAGGAGCCGUACGCCCGGGAGAUGCUGGCGAUCUCCUUCAUUUCGGCCGUCAACCGCAAGCGGAAGAAGCGGCGGGAGGCGCGAGGGCUGGGCAGCAGCACGGACGACGACUCGGAACAGGAGGCGCACAAGCCGGGGCCGCUGCCGCCCGCGCCCGGACCCCAGGACCCGCCGGAGGGGCCGCUGCCGGGCGCCGCCGUCCCGGAGGGCCCCCCGGCUGCGCGGGAGGAGCGGCCGGCCGCGGACACGCGCUCCAUCGUCUCGGGCUACUCCACGCUGUCCACCAUGGACCGCAGCGUGUGCUCCGGCGCCGGCGGGAGGCGGCUGGGCGCCGGGGACGAGGCGGACGACGAGCGCAGCGAGCUGAGCCACGUGGAGACGGACACGGAGGGCGGCGCGGGGCCCGGGGGCCGCCUGGCGCGCAGGCCCUCCUUCACCUCGCACCACCUCAUGCCCUGCGACACCCUGGCGCGGCGCCGCCUGGCCCGGACCCGCGCCGACGGGGAGGGUGCGGGCGCCGGGCGGGGUGCGCCCCGCGCGGUGGAGACGCCCGGCUCGGCCUCGUCCAGCAGCCAGGAGUCGCUGCGCCCCCCGGCGGCCGCCGCGGUGACGGCUCUGGGCGCGCGGCCCUCGCGCCUCGAGGCCCUGCGGCUGCGCCUCCGCGGCACCGCCGACGACAUGCUGGCCGUGCGGCUGCGGCGGCCGCUGUCGCCCGAGACGCGCCGGCGCCGGAGCAGCUGGCGCCGCCACACGGUGGUGGUGCAGAGCCCGCUGACCGACCUCAACUUCAACGAGUGGAAGGAGCUGGACGGAGGGCGCCCCCCGGAGCCCGCGGGGCCGCGGCCGCACAGUGACAACAAGGACUCGGGCCUCAGCAGCCUGGAGUCCACCAAGGCGCGGGCCCCGUCGUCCGCGGCCUCGCUGCCGCCUGCGCCCGGGGACCCGGGGGCCCUGCAGACCCAGGCCCCGCGCCGCUCGGCCGCCUCCCGCCUCCACCAGUGUCUCUGACCAGCCCCCGCCCACCCCUCCCCACUCGCCCACGACUCAGCGCCCCUGGGAAACAGGCGUCUCCUCUGGCCCGCACCCCCGCUUCUGUUUCCCCGGGCGCUGAGGCCACGUCUCCGGUUUGCGCGCUGGAAUUGAGAGGGAGGGGCAGAGUGUGGAUGGGGAGGAGGAGGAGGCUGCUGUGUCUGUGUCCCCGGUAAAGGGCAGAGUGUGCCCUUACGGGCCUCUGUCUGCACUUAAAGACCCUGGUUGGCCAUGGGGUGUGGAUAGGGAACCCCAAGUCUCAGACUACAGGAAAGACACUGGGUGAUGCUGGUUCUUCCCUUCCUUCCUCUGUCCCCCCCCCCGCCCCCCCCAUUAGCUCCUAGCUCCUAGCUCAGGGGGUGGGGUGGGGUGGGGUUGUGUAUGUAUGUCUGGGGAGAGGGGGUAUAAGGUGUUGGUGUCCAUGGGAGGGGUGUUGUGUGUGCAAAUGUGUGUAUUCACUGUCCACAGGUGUUUCCAGUAGCGACUUCUGCCACCCCUGCUUCCUUUGUCUCCCCACCCCUACCAGGGCUCCUGCCCUUGGCACACACAGGGGUCCUCCCCCUGAUGCUUUUCAGAGCCAGAGAAGGGGGUUGGGGCCACUCCACAGAGGCAGGACUCACUCUCUCCAGGUAUACCCCCCCAUCAACCUUUUGGCAAACUCUAAAUCACCCCGCCCCCCCCCCCCAACCACCCAACAGCGCUUUGACCAUGGGGAGCUGCCCGUUCCCCUAGCAGGGUCCCGGGUCCCUCCCCUACUAGACCUCCCUUGCCUCUCUUUGUUCUUCCAGCUGUGCCUGCUUCUUCCACAACUCAGGCACACAGACCCCCACCUGCUGCCCUUUGGGAGUUAGUGAAACAUCCCAGUCUCUCUCUCUCUCUCUCUCUCUCUCUCUCUCUCUCUCUCUCUCUCUCACUCUCUCACACACACACACACACACACACUGAUUUAUGGGGUCUGAGCUGGACUGGUCCUUCAGGAUGGGCUAGACCCAGCCCUCCCCCUCUAUCCUCCCCCCUCCCAUUGUAAAUAGACCUCCCACCCCCAGGCCUCCCACACACUCACCAGGCCUCCCACACACGCCCUCACUCAUUCCAGGGAAGCCCGCGUGGGGCUGUGAACCCUACUGCCACGUCUGUCAGUCCUCUCGGUUCAUGCAAAGAUUUGCUGUAGAUUUCUCUCUCCUCCCUCCCCCCUGCCUUUUAUUGUAAAUACUGUCUCUACAUGUGUAACAUAUUAUAAAGAAUUUAUAAGGAUUUUUAAAGAUGUUCUGCUCAUUUAAAGAAUGUUGUAACCGUGUUGGAUGAGCCUCUGGCCCCACGUCCGCAUGCCUCCUUUCACGGUGUCUUGGACACACCUAUCUAGGCAACAACUAAGAGUUCCUGCUUCUGGAAAGUUCUGUCUUAAAAGUAUAGUCUAUAUCUUGGAAAUAAAUGGCCUUCCUUGAGGCACAA
Messenger RNA from Eptesicus fuscus (big brown bat), 6303 nucleotides. It is a transcript of the gene ARHGAP23, whose product is annotated as Rho GTPase activating protein 23. Lineage: Eukaryota; Metazoa; Chordata; Mammalia; Chiroptera; Vespertilionidae. Gene Ontology annotation, biological process: signal transduction. The record is from RefSeq and is a predicted model, not a curated record. Gene Ontology annotation, molecular function: protein binding. The transcript has 24 exons. Bases 640 to 4830 code for a protein of 1396 amino acids.